AUGAAAGCUGUUGAUGAAAUCCGCCGUGAGCUGGGAGAAGAAACGGUGAGCACCGACCCGGACGACAUAGAAUAUCACGCCUUCUCCGACUUUACAGCGACCAACGCGACCGAAAUGCCGAUUGCCGUUGUGCGCCCAGAGUCAACCGAGCAAGUCUCGACCAUUGCAAAGAUCUGCACCAAAUACAGAGUCCCAAUGACGCCCUUUGGCGCCCGAUCCAGCGUCGAAGGCAACUUCAGCUCUCCCUAUUCAGGCGUAUGCAUUGACUUCUGCGAGAUGAACAAGAUUAUCCAGUUCAACCCGCAGGACAUGGACGUUGUCGUCGAGGCCGGCGUCAACUGGAUGGCGUUGAAUGAAGAGAUCAAAGACAGCGGCCUCUUCCUGCCGCCUGAUCCAGGGCCGGCUGCUUACAUCGGCGGCAUGGUGGCCACCAACUGCAGCGGCACGAACGCCAUGAGAUACGGCACAAUGAAGGAUUACGUCGUCAACUUGACGGUGGUCCUGGCCGAUGGCACAAUCAUCAAGACAAGGCAGCGACCGAGAAAGACGUCGGCAGGAUAUAAUCUCAACUCCUUGUUCACGGGCUCCGAAGGCACUCUCGGUAUCGUCACCCAAGCCACGCUCAAGUUGGCGGUGCUGCCGACAAAUCUCAGCAUCGCCACGGCAGCUUUUGGAUCCAUCCAUGCUGCUGCGGCCGCUGCGAAUACAAUGGUUCUUGCUGGUCUGCCCUUGACUGCCUUGGAACUGAUGGACGAGGCGCAGAUGAGGACCAUCAACCAGACCGGAGGAACAGCGGGCAAGAUGUGGGUUGAAGGCCCAACUCUGUUCUUGAAAUUCUCUGGCACCAAGAGCUCCGUCAAGGACAGUGCCCAGGCGGCGCAGGCGAUAUGCCGUCAACACGGCGCCAGCACAUUUGACCAUGUGUAUACGCCAAAAGAGAUGGAUCAGCUGUGGUCAGCCAGGAAACUGGCCAGUUUAGCCCUGGUCGACGCGAAACCGAAGGACGCCUUGAUGUCAGGCACAGAUGUCGCCGUACCCAUAUCCCGCAUGGCUGAUCUCAUAGAGGAGUCCAAGGCGAAAGCAACUGGUCUCGGCCUGACCAACUCCGUGCUGGGACAUGUGGGAGACGGAAACUUCCAUCAGGCACUGUACUUUCGGCCUGAUGAGACGGACAAGCUGAAGGACUGCCUUGAUACCAUGGUUCAGAGGGCAGUCGAGAUGGAGGGAACCGUAACAGAAGGUCUUCUCAAGGAGUUGGGCCCGACGACGGUUGGUGUCAUGAAGGCCUUGAAGGAUACACUUGAUCCGCACUGGCUGUUGAACCCUGGAAAGGUUUUUGACGAGUGA
Trichoderma citrinoviride is the source of this 1347-nucleotide messenger RNA. Its product is annotated as FAD-binding domain-containing protein. Lineage: Eukaryota; Fungi; Ascomycota; Sordariomycetes; Hypocreales; Hypocreaceae. The record is from RefSeq and is a predicted model, not a curated record. Gene Ontology annotation, cellular component: mitochondrion. The transcript has 6 exons. Gene Ontology annotation, molecular function: FAD binding; D-lactate dehydrogenase (cytochrome) activity; D-lactate dehydrogenase (NAD+) activity. The coding region runs from base 1 to 1347 and encodes 448 amino acids. Gene Ontology annotation, biological process: lactate catabolic process.